Didymella exigua CBS 183.55 is the source of this 658-nucleotide messenger RNA. Its product is annotated as cytochrome c oxidase subunit VI. Gene Ontology annotation, biological process: mitochondrial electron transport, cytochrome c to oxygen. The record is from RefSeq and is a predicted model, not a curated record. The coding region runs from base 108 to 554 and encodes 148 amino acids. Gene Ontology annotation, cellular component: mitochondrial inner membrane. The transcript is spliced from 4 exons. NCBI's taxonomy places the organism in Eukaryota, Fungi, Ascomycota, Dothideomycetes, Pleosporales, Didymellaceae.
GCAGAACGACCUCCGACCCACCACCGACCACAUCACCGUACGGCUACGCCCCCCAAUUCCUCCUACACGCAUUUUUCGAGCCCGGCUCAGGCUAAUUGAGACACAAGAUGUCCUUCGUUCGCGCAUCCUCGAAGAUCAGCCGUGCGGCCGUUCGUGCCCCGGUCUACCGCCCGACCCCCGUCGCCUGGAACGCCCAGCGCGCCUUCUCCCAGUCCGCCGUCAGGUGCAGCGACGCGCACGCUGAGGAGACGUUCGAGGAGUUCACCGCCAGGUACGAGAAGGAGUUUGAGAAGGUCAACGAUGUUUUCGAGCUUCAGCGAAACCUGAACAACUGCUUCGCCUACGAUCUCGUCCCCUCGCCCUCCGUCAUCACCGCCGCUCUCCGCGCUGCCAGGCGUGUCAACGACUUCCCCUCGGCCGUCCGAGUUUUCGAGGGUGUCAAGUUCAAGGUUGAGAACAAGAACCAGUACGAAGAGUACCUCCAGGAGCUCGAGCCUAUCCGCGAGGAACUCGGCAUCCCCCUCAAGGAGGCCAUGUACCCCGAUGAGAAGUAGAGAGUCACACUCCCAUGUCCGCAAUACCUGAACUCUCCCGCCGACCCAAUAUCUCAACGAGCCUGCAAGCGCCCUCAUGUAAAUGCCAAUAUGAUCGAUUUCCU